Molecule: messenger RNA, 1413 nt
Organism: Theileria equi strain WA
Lineage: Eukaryota; Apicomplexa; Aconoidasida; Piroplasmida; Theileriidae
Product: ethanolaminephosphotransferase, putative
Exons: 7
Coding region: 220-1413 (397 amino acids)
Biological process (GO): phospholipid biosynthetic process
Cellular component (GO): membrane
Molecular function (GO): phosphotransferase activity, for other substituted phosphate groups
Source: RefSeq, a predicted model, not a curated record
CCUUGUACACUUUAUGGUUUAGAAUAAGUAACCAUAUGUGUAUUUUAUAUUAUAAUCAUAAUUUAAGUGCGGUCUGUUUAGACCGAGUUUAAAACUGAUGUGUUAUCGUUAGUGCUACAUUGACACAUUUUGUAUUUCUACUGAAAGCGCACUGUUCGCAUAUACACCUUUCUUUUGUCUUUGACUAUUUAUAAUUAUAAUUGAGUUAUAUUUAUAAAAAUGGCAUUUUUGUUUCAGAGAAUAAUUCCCGAAGAAAAGCUUGGCGCCUUAAAUAAUUACUCAUUUUCACACGCAGCUCUCACUCCUUUAGAUAGGCUUCUAAAUCACAUAUGGUGGAUUCCGAUUCAUAAAACAGUCCCCAGGUGGAUUGCACCGAAUGUGUUAACAAUAUGUGGAGGAUUGUCCGUAGUUUUGCUAAAUUUUCUAAUAUUUUUUAAUAUGCCAGACCUAGUUUCAUCUGACAUACCAAAAUGGCUUCCAAUCGCAAUUGCGAUAUGCAUAAUCUUGUACAUGACAUUUGACGGUAUUGAUGGGAUGCAAGCAAGGAGUCUCGGUUUAUCAUCACCUUUGGGGCAGUUGUUGGAUCAUGGUUUGGAUGCCAUGACAACUUCUUUCUAUCCAUAUUUCUUCCUUAUUCUUACACCCAAUGGAUAUGAUUUUCCUAUCGCAUUUGAGGUUAUUGUUGCCCAGCUCAAUGUAUUAGUGAUAAAUUGGAGAGAGGUCCAAUUUGGUGGAUUUUCUUACUCUUCAUUACCGUUUACUGGUGUAUCUGAACCUAUGCUUGGGACUAUUAUUGCUCUGUUCGUUCACUAUUUCCAUCCCGGAGUAUUCGCCAAAUCAGCUUCAGUUCUUUUUUCCUCAUGUUCAUUUCUGCAAAAAUUAUAUGGUUAUGUUCCAUAUGAUCUUACUAUUCUCGAAUUUAUCGAAUACCUCUCGGUUUCCUGUGCAUCUUCUUCUAUUGUUACAUUUCUUGUACAAUCGUAUAAACAAUGUAAAAAGAAGUCUACGUUUUACGCGCACACAACACUUCCACUUAUCCCACUGAUUCUUCCAAGAGAUUUACACAGGCCUUUUUGUAUUUUUGCAUCUUCUGUUGGGGGUAUAGUCUCUAUAGAUUGGGUUAUUAGUGCUGUAUCUAAAACCAAAUCUAAUUUCUUCCAUCCCCAAUUAGUUUUGCAUUAUACGGUUAUCUUGAGCCUUCUCUUACAGCAUCUCGGAGAGGCCCUUGGAGUUGACAUGGGAUAUUGGACCGCAGAUCCUAUUCUGCUCAAAAAUGUUCUACUAUACACAACCAUAUUUGGGUUCAGUUAUACGUUUUUAAAAUUUUCAAAGACGAUUUACGAGAUCAAAGCACACUUGGGGAUCCCUAUUUUCACAGUUCCUCCUCAAGUGUAUCACGCUAAGAAGGCAUAA